GCGAGAGCUGGCGAUGGUGAUGAUGCAGCGCGCAAACGAGAUGGCGCGAUGCGGUGGCAGGAGGACACCGGAGCGAUAAUUCGGAUCGUGCAAAAACGAGGGAAAAAAUGUUAAAUUAACUCGCCGUGCGGGCAUGUGCUGGCAGUCGCUGUGCAAGUGUCGUGAAGCAACAUCCUCCCUCAUCCUCCAGCAGCUGCUUCGAACUGCUUUCAAACAAAACGGAGUUCCGCAUCUCUCUCUCUCUCUCUCUCUGUGUUUGUGUGUACGUAUGUUUUGCGUGCUGUGUGCUUAUUCAAAGAUCUUGUCCAGCACUUGAGAAGACGGACAAAUAUUUGCUCAUUGCUUCUGCUCCACUACCGAAGGGAUUUUACCGCUAAUUAAGCGCCUCGGCUACGCCAAACACGAUCCUUCUGCGCAUAGCCCGGAUCAAGUGUGUCGGUGUGUGAGUGUGUGCGUGUGUACGUGUGUGUGUUACCCAGAAGAGGGCUGGUGGUUCAAGUGUUCAAGUGUUAUUUUCCCUUAACGAGUGCCGCACCAUUCAAGCAGCCCAACACCAAGCCCAAUCGGAAGAGGGUUUCUAGAAAACUCGGACGGACGGACAACAGGUGGCUGGGCAGAAGGCAGCACACCACAGCACAAUUUGCGCGCCCAGAUCUAUUGACCAGUGUCGUACGGCCAGCGUAGUGUAGUGCGUUAUCAGCCGAGUGGGAAACAUAAAAAUCAUAAUGACGUCGCUGGCGGUAAUGGAACUAAACAACAACUGUGGCGGCGAUGAGAACCGGAACGAAGAUUGCGAAAAGUAUCUACGCGAGCUGACGAAAACCUUCACCGGCAUCGACAAACCGCUCAAGAACGCAAGGAAGUGCGAAACGUUGACCGAUUUGAUCGGCGAGCUGCGCAAAACGUUCGACUCGGACCACGUCAACAUCGAGUACGUGAACCAUCUGAUGCUGAGCUACCAGUCGAACCCGGCCGAGUGGCGCAAGUUUGCCAAAUUCGACCGAUACCGCUACACCCGAAAUCUGGUAGAUGCCGGUAAUGGCAAGUACAACCUGAUGAUUCUCUGCUGGAACGAAGGGCACGCAUCGGCCAUCCACGAUCAUGCUGAUUCGCAUUGCUUCAUGAAGAUGCUCAAGGGCCAGCUGAUGGAGACGCGCUAUGCUUGGCCGAAGGAUGCGACGGUCACGGAGGACAGCAAGGCGGACAUUGGUAGCGGUCAGCCGGCGGGCGAAGAGGUGGAAUACAAUGGGGACGAGCUGGAGGAGCUUUCGCGCAGCACGCUGGAAACGAAUGGCGUGUGCUACAUUAACGAUACGCUCGGGCUGCACCGGGUCGAAAAUCCGAGCCAUACCGAUGUGGCCGUCUCGCUGCACCUGUACUGCCCCCCGUUCGAUGUGUGCUCCAUCUUUAACAAACAAAAUGGCAAGCGCACCAAGUGUAAGGUCACCUUCUGGAGCAAGUUCGGCAAACGGGAAUCCUCUAAUGUGAACUAGGACUUGAUAGCUGGCAGUCGGCAGAUGUAUCGAGACUGACGUUUGCAAGUGAUAGUAAUGAAACGAAUGCAUGAUCAUUUUUCUGCAUUUUCGUUAGUGGUAAUCCUCCAAGAGAAACGCUAGGGCUGUAUUUCAGAUAAGAUAAGUAAAUGAGAUUACUUUUAGAUUACUGCUCAUAAUUCAGGGCAAAAGUGUGCUACGAGUGAAUAAAAUGUCUAUACCGGUUAAAUGGUGUUGUUCGGUAUGUUUUUUAAAGUUAAUUUACAGGGUUUAAACUAGAUAGCUCAACAUCGGAUGCGAAUAAUUCAAUAAAAUACAUUUAAACAUUAAAAAACGGAUGACAAAUGACCUGUCAUUGGUUGUCAUUGGUGUCAUCACGAGACCGGCCCGAUUUUAUUGUGGCUAGAUUUAAUUUAACAACUGCCAGGUGUAUUAAAUUCAACGCAUUUAUCAAUGAUUGGGCCAUAGAAUCCUGUAUUUAAAAAAAUAUACUAUACUAGAGCGUGAUCACUCUAGUUUUUUUUCCAAACACAUUAAACAUGCUUUAAAGAACACCAUAUUGUUACUUUGCAAAAUAUUCAAUGCGUCUCUAACGGGAUCCUAUCUUUCCAAAUGGCUUGCAUGGUUGCUGUUUUAGUGCUUGUCAUGAGAUGAUGGAGAUUUGGUAACAAAUUUAUCAUUACACUAAUUGUACUUUCAAUAAUAGUAUCCCAUGAGUCAGACAAAAUUUGACACUUUUAUCAAUCGAAUUCUAACCGUGAUGGCCAAAAAAGUGAAGGAACUUCGUAUAAAAGCGUGCCCGAUCAUAGAACGGCAUCCUUUAGCGCCUAAAACGGACUUCGUGCGGCAGUUUGUGGAGAUCGUAUAAGCCUGUUACCGCAUCUAUGUUGAGAAAGCAACAUGUGUGCAAUGAACACAUCAUAGUAGUCUGUAGAAAAUGUUUAAUAUUAUCAGUCUAGUUUGAAAUAAAUUACAUACAAGUUCA
This is a messenger RNA of Anopheles merus, 2478 nucleotides long. RefSeq names its product cysteine dioxygenase type 1-like. The transcript has 4 exons. Gene Ontology annotation, molecular function: ferrous iron binding; cysteine dioxygenase activity. The record is from RefSeq and is a predicted model, not a curated record. NCBI's taxonomy places the organism in Eukaryota, Metazoa, Arthropoda, Insecta, Diptera, Culicidae. Gene Ontology annotation, biological process: L-cysteine catabolic process. The coding region runs from base 726 to 1493 and encodes 255 amino acids.